GAGAAAAAAGAACAUUUAUUGUUAUUGCUUUUGAAAAAAGCUGAUUUAAUUUCGAUAAAAGUUUGUAGCUGAGAUUCAAUUUUAUUCAAAUCCCCGCCCACUUCUUGUAAGAAAUUCCUCUGUUCAUAUAUUUUUUUUGGGUUCAAUUUAAUUGAUUUGGUUUUAUAGCAUUGUUCAGAGGAGGGGUGAUUUCGUAAUUUUGAGUAAAAUUAUGGAUGAAAAUGGUGUCUCGGAUACUUUGUUUGAUGCAUCUGAGUACAAAAAUGGCAGCUUUUACCCCAUGCUUUUCGGUGCUUUCCUCGCUCUCAAACUCAUGCCGGAGCGUGAAAUCUGCGACGGAAAUUCGUCGGAGAUCGUGGCGAUUAGCGACGAAAACAAACUUGUACAGAAAAAGCUGGAGGAUGCAGAAAAGCAGAUAUCCGAGCUGAAGAAAACGAGAGCCGACGACGGAAAAGCCAACGAGAAAGUCGUCGGAAUCUUCGCCGCCAGAGAGCAGACCUGGUUCCACCACCGGAAGAUUCUCCGGCGCCGAAUCGCCGAUCUUAGUGACAAGUUGAGAGAAACGGAGGUUACGUUCCGAGAGAAACUGAAGGCGGCGGAAACCCUAGCCGAGGAAAUGGCGGAAGACGCAAAACGACACCGUAUCGAAAUUGCCGAUCACAAAACAGCUUUCAUGGAGCUCGAAGCAACCAACCAGAGGCUGACAAUGGAGGUUGCUAAAAUGCACCAGGAUUUAGAGCACAAGGACCAGAUUCUUACGGCAAUGCUGACGAAAUCGAAGAUCGAUACGGCCGAGAAACAAAUGCUUAUUAAGGAAUUGAAAUCUUCCAAGACGAAGCGGAAGCAGGCCGAGGCGGAAGCGGCUCGGUGGAAGGCGAUAUCCGAGUCUAAUAAACACGAUUUGACAGGGGAGAAUGUUAAAGCUUUUGUGGAGCAACUGAGGCACAAAGACGAAAAGUUGGAAGCGUUCGGUUACCGUUUGAUGAGCAUGGAAAUCGAGUCGAAUAAGCUGCAAUCGCACAUCAAAGAUCUCAAUCACGAAACCGAGAAGCUAAAGCAGGAUAACGCGAAAUUGACGAAAUUACAUUUAAGUCCUCCAAAGAAUAAUCACCGCCAAAAUUCUCCACACGACAACACAGUUAAUUGGUCGAAAGUGAAGAUCGUCAAAACGAAACCAAGGCAACAAGAAAUGGAAGCCAUUGCAGAGGAAAUGGAUAUUGUUUCGACACUCGAAUCUCCAAAUGAAGAGACGACGAAACAAGGGCAAGAAAGUAAUUCUACGUGGAAGAUGGAUAUCCAAGCACUAGGAGUCUCGUAUAAGGUCAAGAGACUCAAGCAGCAGCUUCUCAUGCUCGAGAGGCUCACGGGAAAGAAAGAAACCGACGAAAACGAAAAAAACAAAAACGGGGCGAACGGACUAUUCUCGCUCACAUCACUAAUGAACAGACAAAUCGAGCGGUACCAAUCUCUCGAAGGAAAGAUAGAUCAUCUCUGCAUCAGAAUGCAUGCGAAGAAGCUGGACUUGAAUGCCAACGUUGAAACGAAAAGGAUGGAGAACUUUCUAGAAGAAACGUUCGAGAUACAGAGGUAUAUGGUUGCAACGGGUCAAAAACUAAUCGACGUGCAAAAAAAGAUUGCGUCCGGUUUUGUUGGUCCGGAAGACAUCGAAAGUUUCGAUUUUGAGCGAUUUGCCGAUAGCUUAAAAAAGCUAUUUCAAGAAGUGCAGAGGGGGCUCGAAGUACGGAUAUCGAGAAUUAUCGGAGAUCUUGAAGGAACUCUUGCAUGUGAUGGUUUCCAUUUAUCUAGAAGAUAGUUAUUUUGUAAUAUCAAUUCAUUUCAGA
This is a messenger RNA of Erythranthe guttata (spotted monkey flower), 1841 nucleotides long. RefSeq lists its product as uncharacterized. The record is from RefSeq and is a predicted model, not a curated record. NCBI's taxonomy places the organism in Eukaryota, Viridiplantae, Streptophyta, Magnoliopsida, Lamiales, Phrymaceae.